This is a messenger RNA of Microcebus murinus (gray mouse lemur), 3190 nucleotides long. RefSeq names its product down-regulator of transcription 1 (gene DR1). Gene Ontology annotation, molecular function: RNA polymerase II general transcription initiation factor activity; protein heterodimerization activity; TBP-class protein binding. NCBI's taxonomy places the organism in Eukaryota, Metazoa, Chordata, Mammalia, Primates, Cheirogaleidae. Gene Ontology annotation, cellular component: negative cofactor 2 complex. The record is from RefSeq and is a predicted model, not a curated record. Gene Ontology annotation, biological process: RNA polymerase II preinitiation complex assembly; negative regulation of transcription by RNA polymerase II.
GUUUCCGGUGGCGCAAAGGGUGUCGGGAGCGGCUUCCAGAAAACCUUUCCUGGCUUCUGGAGGGACCACCGUUGCCGCCGCUUCGACUUCCAAGAUCUGCGUUCGAGUGAACGGUCACGGCGACCUCCGCUGCGACUCCCACUGUGCCUGGCUCUGUCCAUAUUCGUUCCCAGGCGGCGGCUGCGGUUCCAGCAGCGGCCGCGGCCGACAUGUUGUGAGGCGGCGGCGCGGUGUCUGAAGGAUGGUUUGGCCGAGGAGACGGCGACGGCUGCUGGAGGCGGCGGCAGCUGGGGCUCCGGCUCUGUAGAGCCGAGCCCGCUGGGUGUCCGUCCUGUACUGCGGCUAGGCCGGUGCCCUUAGAUCUUCCCUCUUCUCCAGCGCCUUUGGGGACCAGUUAGGCGACAGCGCCUGCUUCUCUGAGGAGGCAAGAAGGUGGUUUUCCAGACGCUCAAAUUUCUGGACCACUUUGCUUUCCCUUCCCCAACCUUGGCAGUGCUCUCCCCAGAAUCCUCAGGCCCCCGAAUUUCCUCUCAAACUUGCCCUAAAUCUCUCACACACUCGGGUGUUCCCCGCUCUCGAGCCCGCUCCUCCCCCUUCAAUUUCUGCUCCCUCUUUUCAGUGCAACCCCUACCCCUCGCCCGCCCGCCCCCGAUCAUCCUAGUGCAGCCUUUUGAGAAAUCUCCGUGGAGUAGUGGACCAGAGCCGGGGAGUUUUUAAAAGUCGGGGCACGAGAGACAGGAAGGUACUAUGGCUUCCUCGUCUGGCAACGAUGAUGAUCUCACUAUCCCCAGAGCUGCUAUCAAUAAAAUGAUCAAAGAGACUCUCCCCAAUGUCCGGGUGGCCAACGAUGCCCGAGAGCUGGUGGUGAACUGCUGCACUGAAUUCAUUCACCUUAUAUCUUCUGAAGCCAAUGAGAUUUGCAACAAAUCCGAAAAGAAGACCAUCUCACCAGAGCAUGUCAUUCAAGCACUAGAAAGUUUGGGCUUUGGCUCGUACAUCAGUGAAGUAAAAGAAGUCUUACAAGAAUGCAAGACGGUAGCAUUGAAAAGAAGAAAGGCCAGUUCUCGUUUGGAAAACCUUGGCAUUCCUGAAGAAGAAUUAUUGAGGCAGCAACAAGAAUUAUUUGCAAAAGCUAGACAGCAACAAGCAGAAUUGGCCCAACAGGAAUGGCUUCAAAUGCAGCAAGCUGCCCAACAAGCCCAGAUUGCUGCUGCCUCAGCCAGUGCAUCCAAUCAGGCAGGAUCUUCUCAGGAUGAAGAAGAUGAUGAUGAUAUCUGAAAUUCACCAGCUGAGUUUCCUCUAUAAAUGUUUUUCCCUGCACAAAAAAACAGUGAAAGAAAUGCUUAUCUGUAAUUUUGUGUGCAUCUUGGUGGACUUGCCAUUGGUAUUCUAGGGAUGUCUGCUGUUAAGUUUCAUCUAUUGUGUGCUAUACAUGUAAAACCUGUCUCUUUGAACUAUUGAAAAUUUAAGGUUCAGUAUAAUAUCAAUUUUGAAUUUUUAAUGGUGUUUAUGAAAUUUUAGAUAGCAGUGAGUCCUUUAUUUGAUCAAUAAACAGUGUUACAGAAAACUUCAAGUUUAUAAAAAUAUAGUGAAAUUUAUAUGGAAGCUCUAAAUCUGCAUUUGCAUUUCCUCUGUCCUUUUAACUAAACUAAAAAUUGGGAAUUUUAAAUUAUUGAGGGGGGUACUAGGAGAAUCAGUAGACAUUGGAUCAGGUUGGUAAAGAGAGUUCAGUUCUGGAGUGUCUGAACUUCAUCUUUUAAAAUGAGUGUGUGUGUGUGUGUGUGUAUAUAUAUGCAAUAAAUAUAUAUGCUCAGAUAAAUAUACUUGUUUAGAAAACCUCAAAACAAGACAUUCAAAACUAGGAAGGAAUAUGUUCAAUAGUAGUUAUAUAAAUUUGGUGGGUUAUGUUUAUUGUUUUGGUUUUGUGUAGAGGUAAAAACUAAAGUUUUAUCAUGGCAUAAUUCAUCUUGAGCUACACUAUGACAUUUCAAAUACUGCCCAUUUUUGAGGACUGUCAUGAUUCUUACUGUUUCACUCCAAUUCAAUAAUUGUUAAUAGUAUUACUGGCUUAGUCCAUCCAUGCUUCUAUUAUUCAGAUAUAUAGGUGGGACUUGUGAAACAAUUGCUUGGGUUCCGUUGGUUUAACUGAGGUUUGUGAAUAUUCAAACCUUUGCUGAGGGAAAGAAAUGAAAGUUAAUGAGCAUGCUUGCUAUGAGAGGGAUUUUUUUUAAUUUAACUUGUAGUUAUGCUUAUUGUUUGUCUUUAGCAUUACUUUUACAUUUUCUUGACUAGAUAGCCUAGAGUCCAGCGCUACCUUUUGAAAUUGCAUCAUUGUCUCCUUCAUCUUAAUUGAGUGAUAGCUUUAAAAAAAGAUUGGUUUUGUUUAAGAAAGUGUGUCAUAACUGAUCAGCCCUAUAUGAAACAUAAAUAGUUUCAACCUGCUUGUUAAAAGAGAGAAGCUUUAAUUUGGUUCCAGUAAAUAAAGUAUAGUAGUGAUUAUAGGAAUCCAGUGUGUUGAAGAAAUGGCAUAGUAUUUAUAUUUUGGAAACAAAGGAAAAGUCACUGAAGAUAAUAUGAAGUAAUUAAAUUCCUAUGUCAAUUGCCAAAUAAUUUAAAUUUCUAUAUUUACCAAGCCCCAAAAUAGAUUGUGGCUGCCAGGAUUCCAAUUUUACUUGGAGAGCUAAAUAAGUAAACUUUUAUAAGUAUUAGAUUUCUUAAUGAUCAUAUUUUGCAGUUUUAGAAAAAGGGAAAUACUAUAUGUUUAUUAAAUAUACUUCUACCCAUGUAAUGAAAAGGUUAAUUUUGCUGAAUGUUUUAAGUUGAAGUUACUUCAUGGAUGUCAUAUCCGUGAAGUGUAUUUAGAUGAGAUAGAAGGAAUUGUUUUUUUAAGAAGUUUAAGUACCAAAGGUAGUCUAGUCUAGAAAAAUAAUAAGUUCAUAAGUGUUGGCUUUUCUAAUUUGUACUGUAACAUCCUGAUACUUUCUAUUUUAAGUAUAUCUUGUUUCUUAAGUAAACAACUUAGAUAUUUUCCCACACCUUUUUUUUCUGAUGCAGAGUUCAGGUUAAUUAAUAUUUUACUGCAUCUGAUAAUGUAUUAUAUGUUUGAAGCCUAGUGACUUUUUAUUUUGACAUUCUUGUGAUUUCAUAUGCUGUAUUCUUCAAGCAAUAAAAUUCUGAUGUGUUUUAUAAA